CUGGGCGACCACCCCACCUGGGGCAGACUAAAGAGGGUUUGGGGGCCUCCGGGGGCCGCGGAGGCUCUGGACUUUGGCCCGGAAGUCCAGGGGGGAGAGUGCCUCUGCUCACCGGCACCCUCCUGCCCAGCGCAUGGCUGCUGGCCACAGCUCUGUCAGCGCAGGGCUAGUGAGUGUUGUGACUGGAGUCUGUUGGAGAAUCAUGGGAUGGAAGAGCCGGAACUUGGAAGCAUUCCAGGGAGCGCCGUGGAGGAGAAAGAGAGUCGCUGCUGGAGGGGCAUUGCCACUGACCCUCUCCACCCCUCUGUGAAGACUGCGUCCAAGACACAGCCCACACCUUGACACCCUGGGACGACCUUUCCCCUUUUCCGUGGAGAACUGGCCUCUUCUGCAUGCACGGAAGCACAGGAGCACUGAGGCAGGGAGAGCUUCUGCCCGUGAACCUGCCCAGGGCAAUCUAUGCUGCGGUGCCAAAGCAGCGCCCAGGAGCCCCGGCAAGGGCCCGGUUCUUUCUGCCCGUGGUGACUUAGAGAAGGAGCCCCUUCUCCACCCCGCUGUUCUUCUCCCAAGUGCCAGAGCUGGAAGAGGAGAGCACCGGACCUCAAGACCCCGCCAGCCCUGCAGGGAGAGCCAAGGCACAGAUGCACCCACGUGAGGACUGAGUGGGAGCUGGCAGCCGGGAGAGGAAGGAGAAGAACAAGCCGCCACCCCUUGUGGAUUUGCAAGGAGGAGGAAGAAUCCUCUUAACUGGCUGCCUGGCCGGGCAGGAGCCGACAGGAGAGGCGGCAGCGCCUCCCACAGGCCAUGCCGUGCGCGCGCUGGCGAUUGCUCUGACCACACGAAGAGCCGUGUAGCAAGCUCUGCCCUCUCCAGGGCUGAAGGCGAGCUGGGCUGCUGGAACGCACCCCCUGGUGACUUGUGCCUGCCCUGCAACGGAGCUCCUCCUCGCCAAGCCCAGGCCUUGCUGUGGUCCCCGUCUCCUGCCUUGGCUCCCUCCGCCUGCCGCUGAGCAAAGAGCCGCCUCUCCCGGCCAGGAUGAACGAGCUUUUAGACCCCGCCUCCCAGGCCAACCUGGGCGUGGUCUCGGCCACCUGCGUCUCCAAGGUGGAGCUGCGGGUCAGCUGCAAACACCUGCUGGACCGCGACACCCUCAACAAGUCGGACCCCUGCGUGGUGCUCCUCAUGCAGUCCCAGGGGCAAUGGAUGGAGGUGGAAAGAUCUGAGGUCAUCAAGAGCAACCUGAACCCCGUCUUUGCCAAGGUCUUCAUGGUGGACUAUUACUUCGAGGAGGUGCAGAAGCUGCGCUUUGAGGUGUACGACAGCCAUGGGCAGAGCAGCAUCGGCACCCAUGACGAUGACUUCCUGGGGGGCAUGGAAUGUACUGUGGGCCAGAUCGUGGCCCAGAAGAGGGUGAGCAAGCCGCUGUUUCUGAAGUAUGGGAAAUACGCCGGCAAGUCCACCAUCACGGUCACCUCUGAGGAGAUUUCUGGGGACAACGGCUUCGUGGAACUCUUCUUCCGGGCCAAGAAGCUAGAUGACAAGGACCUCUUCAGCAAGUCAGACCCCUUCCUGGAGAUCUACCGGAUCAACGACGAUGGGAGCGAGCAGCUGGUGCACCGCACAGAGUUUGUCAAGAACAACCUGAGUCCUAUUUGGGAGCCAUUCAAAGUGUCCCUGAACUCGCUGUGCAGCUGUGAGGACAAGCGGAAGCUGAGGUGUGUCGUCUUUGACUAUGACUCCAGAGGGAAACACGACUUCAUUGGAGAGUUCUACACCACCUUUGAGGAGAUGCAGAAAGCUAUGGGGGGCAACAAGAUCCAGUGGGACUGUAUGAAUCCAAAGUACAAGCUCAAGAAAAGGAACUACAAGAACUCGGGGGUGGUCAUCCUCCUCGACCUGAAGAUCCAUAGGGUCUACUCGUUCCUGGAUUACAUCAUGGGCGGCUGCCAGAUCCACUUCACGGUGGCCAUUGACUUCACAGCCUCCAACGGAGACCCCCGAAACAGCUGCUCCCUGCAUUACAUCAACCCGUACCAGCCCAACGAAUACCUGAAGGCCCUGGUUGCCGUGGGGGAGAUUUGCCAGGACUAUGACAGCGACAAGAAAUUCUCUGCCUUAGGCUUUGGGGCCAGGAUCCCACCCAACUAUGAGGUCUCCCACGAUUUUGCCAUUAAUUUCAAUCCAGACGACGAUGAGUGUGAAGGGAUCCAGGGAGUGGUGGAAUCCUAUCAGAACUGCCUGCCCAAAAUACAGCUCUAUGGGCCAACCAACGUGGCACCGAUUAUCUCCAAGGUAGCCAAGGUAGCAGCCGAUGAAGAACAAACCAAGGAGGCAUCGCAAUACUUCAUCUUGCUGAUCCUGACCGACGGGGUAGUGACUGACAUGGCAGACACGCGGGAGGCCAUCGUCCGGGCCUCCUACCUGCCCAUGUCCAUCAUCAUCGUGGGCGUGGGUAACGCUGACUUCACCGACAUGCAGAUCCUGGAUGGGGAUGACGGCAUCCUGCGCUCCCCCAAGGGCGAGCCUGUCCUCCGGGACAUCGUCCAGUUUGUGCCCUUCCGGGAGUUCAAGAAUGCCUCUCCGACUGCCCUGGCCAAGUGCGUGCUGGCAGAAGUGCCCAAGCAAGUGGUGGAGUAUUACAGCUACAAGGCCUUGGCCCCCCGUUGCCCCAAGGGCAGCAGCACCCCCGACGCCACCCUGAACUCACCCCAGUGACGAGGGCCCAGCUCCUGCUGCACUGUCUGUCUUCCCUUCACCCACCAGUCUGUCCAUUCCCCAGUGAAAUCAGGAAGGAGAGAGAGAGGGAGGAAGCAAGCAAGCAAGCAAGCAAGCAAGCACACACGUCGCCAGGAAUGCCAGGCGGGCAGAUGGUUCCUGCGGCUGCAGUCUGUGGCAGGCGGGCACCAGCGCGAAGGCUCCUCGCAGGGCAGGAAGGGCGGGCCUGCAACGCAGCCAGGGCCCCUUCCUCGUGGCCCUUUCCAGUGCCACGGCAGGAGACCCGCACUGGCCCACCGGAAGAGCCCAUCCCUCCUAGGAUGAGACCUCUUCCAGGAAGGAAAUGCAGCAGGGGAGGGAACCUCCCCUCCUUCUCUGCUGCUUCUCCCUGCUGUCUUGUAAUGUAAAGGACUUUACGAUGUCAUUAUUCUCGGGGGAGAGGCAACUGAGUUUCAUUAUCAAAAGGCAGGGCUGUGUGCCUGGGCCCCGAUGGAUCUUUUAAGCACGUGCGCCCAAACAAAAUUAGAGUCUCCCUGUCUCUCUUGGGGUUUUUUUAGGAAACAGCUGAAGACAUACCUUUUUAAUCAGGCCUUUUAGUUAAUCAGUUUUAAAGUGGCUUUUAUCGAUGGUUUAAACUGCUUCAAUUGGAAGUUAAGGUUGUGCUUCAGAAUGGCAAACCUACCGGAGGUUGGUCUCCGGGACGAUAUAGAAAGGCAGUGAAUAAAACCAACACAUAAAGAGCAACUGCCCGGGCUCCCCUCCAGCAGAGAUGCCCAGGGGGCCCCUGGCAGGCAGGACCGGUCCCUCGACUAGUACCUGGCAGCGUCUCCAGAUCUACCCAAGAGGAUGGCCCCGAGGAGGCAGCUCCGACACGUCCCGCAGCCGUGGAGCGUCCCCAUUCAAGCCCUGGGGCAAAUAUCCAGCCCGCCUUGAUUCUCCUGGGAGGGGGCAGCAGCUGGAACCCCCUGCUGCCCUCCCCUCAGGGUGGAGAGCAGCCCUGAGUGGGGGCGCACAUGGCCUGGCCCUCCCUCUGCAUGGCGUGCCGUGGGGGGGGGGGCGGCUGGCUGCGUAGGAGGACCCUGGCCUGGUCCCUGUUGCACUCCUGCCCCUUCCGCCAGCCCGUCCUGUGCAUGUAGCUCGCUGGGCUCUCACGGCACGGCACUGUGCCAGGCACUCUUCCUCCAUAUGGUACGUGGUUGUCUUUCACGAUGAUGAUGAUGAUGAUGAUGAUGAUGAUGAUGAUGAUGAUGAUGAUGUCGUCCCUCGUUUGCCUAAGAUUUGCAUGACAAAUCUACUGUUCUUGACAAAUCUACUGUUCUUGAUGUACUCAGAGAGGCAGCCAAAUAAAGAGAUGUUGUGUUUC
Messenger RNA from Hemicordylus capensis (graceful crag lizard), 4078 nucleotides. RefSeq names its product copine 7 (gene CPNE7). Lineage: Eukaryota; Metazoa; Chordata; Lepidosauria; Squamata; Cordylidae. Gene Ontology annotation, cellular component: plasma membrane. Gene Ontology annotation, biological process: cellular response to calcium ion. Gene Ontology annotation, molecular function: calcium-dependent phospholipid binding. The record is from RefSeq and is a predicted model, not a curated record. The transcript is spliced from 16 exons. The coding region runs from base 1036 to 2715 and encodes 559 amino acids.